This is a messenger RNA of Macrobrachium nipponense, 3867 nucleotides long. RefSeq names its product thrombospondin type-1 domain-containing protein 7A-like. The record is from RefSeq and is a predicted model, not a curated record. NCBI's taxonomy places the organism in Eukaryota, Metazoa, Arthropoda, Malacostraca, Decapoda, Palaemonidae. Gene Ontology annotation, biological process: actin cytoskeleton organization. Gene Ontology annotation, cellular component: plasma membrane.
GGAAAUGGGAAGCCGGCAAUUGGUCGCCAUGCAUACUGGACAAAGAGCGCUUCAUGGACUCGGAGGGAUUAUGCAGAGGAUACCGGCUGAGGUUCGUCAUCUGCAGGGUCCACGGCAGCAUAUCAUACACAGACUCAGAGUGCAGCACACCACCACCAGCCAGGGCCAUCCACUGCAAGACUCCCUGUCCCCAGAACUGCAUUGUGGGCCCCUGGAGUAGAUGGUCAACAUGUUCUUGCCAAGACUCCUCCAGUCACCGCACGCGGACCGUUCUCGUAGCGCCGUCCCAAGGGGGUGAAGGUUGCCCUGCUCUCAUCCAAUCCCGUCCGUGUCCCGGCGAAUGCCUGAACAUCUCUUCCUCCUCUCUCCUUCGCGAGGAAGCCUUAUUGGAUUCUUCUUCUUCUCCUAAUGUGAAACUGAGAGUAGGGAAGUGGGGGCCGUGCCAAGGCCUUAGGGGCGAUGGAGUGACGCCCGAGAAGAGACAGGGGAGACGGCUGGAGGGUCACAGAGGACCUGGAGUCGUAGGGGAAAGACUGGGCAAAAGGACCAGGGCAGAAUUACCAGAACCCUGGGAUAAAGAAAGAGAGUUUGCUUCAUUUCCAAAGCGGGGUCUUCUGGGCCUCUCCCUGAAAAGAGACUGGGGUAGGAGUUACAACUCAAUUCUGGGACCUCGGCACAAAGACUUUGACGAGUCGUCGAACCUCAUUCAGGGUCACUACGAUGAAGACGUGCCCGAGGAGGUGCUCUCAGACGAAGAAGAGAAGAUCCUCAAUGUUGAUGAGGAGAUGAUUGCCCCAGAGGAAGACAACGGCACAGAGGAGGAGGAUCAUGACAAUUUGCCGGUCGUCGGACGCCAAGAGAGGAAGAUGGCUUGCAUUCACAGCAAUGGAACUCGACUUCCACUCAGGUUCUGCAUCUCAGCCAUUGAGUUCCAGGCCAUGAGGUACCGGACCUGUAUUGUGGACCGGGACUGUCUUGUCACUCAGUGGUCCAGUUGGGAAACUAUUGUCCCGGGAUGCAUUGCUCCAAAUGGACUGGUCGUGAGAGAAGUGAGGGAGAGGAGGAGAAGGGGCCUGGCCCUGCAGCAGGGGAACGGAGUCCCCUGCCCUCAUCUGCUCGAGAAACACACCCUGCCAGACCCGAGUCUGCAGCCCUGCGAUACCAAGUACCAAUGGGUGAGCUCAGCCUGGGGUCCGUGCAUGGCCUCCGCAGGGACGGAGGAGACGCCCAUCGAGUGCGGCGGAGGUGUCCAGACACGUCAGCUGACCUGCGUCAGGGCGGCUGAUCAGAUCCCCGUACACGACGACUUGUGUAUACACGUCGAGCCCCCACCCAGAGUGCAGAGGUGCGAAGUGGGAUGUGAAAGAGACUGUGUCGUUGGACCCUGGUCAAACUGGGGUUUGUGUACCGUUGAAGACUGCUCGGCAACCGUGUCUCCAGCCACGCCAGGCCUGAAACGCCGGCACCACAUCUUCAUCUCUCCGAGCAGGGGGGGCAAGGAGUGCCCUCCCCUGCAGGAGCAGAGCGAGUGCCCCCAGGCACAGUGCCACACCUGGGUAUUCGGCAACUGGUCCCACUGCCAGCUGGAGAACACAGACCACACCUGCGGGCCGGGAUUUCAGACAAGGAAUUAUUCCUGCUUCAACAGUUUCGGAAAGGCGCCCUCGGAGAAAUGCGACCAGGAGCUGGGUCCUGCGCCCGUCCGGCAGGAGUGUCAUGUCCCCUGCGCCUUCGACUGCGUGGUUGGCACCUGGUCACUCUGGUCACCUUGCAGCAGGUCCUGCGCCAGCCAGUACCAGGUCGGGUUCACGCAUCGGAACACAUCCAUCAUCGCCCCACCUGGACCUGGAGGAUUAUCUUGCCCAGCCCCGGACGAACUGACGCAGGUGGAGACGUGUAGGGAGGAACCCUGUGGCGGAGCUUCUUGGUCCGUGGGCCCUUGGUACAGCUGCAUACUUCCAGCGGGCUCUCAGUGCGGUCCAGGGCGGCAGAAGAGACAGCUCUUCUGCAGGAACCAGGCCAACGAGACGCUGGACGUUUCCAAAUGCCGUGGUCUGAAAAAACCGAGCCUGGAGAGAGAGUGCCAGAUCUCUUGUGGCACUGACUGCACCAUUACGUCCUGGAGCGAGUGGUCACCUUGCUUGACCCCUGACCCUUGCCCUAUAGAUGGUGUGCUGAUAUCCUCCGUGCAACGUCGGUGGAGGAGGGUCCUUGUAUCUCCCUCGGAGGGCGGCAAGCCAUGCCCGCCCUUGGAGGAAGAGAGGGAGUGCGCCCACGCCCCCGUGACUUGCACGAGACACCACUGGAAGACGGGAAAGUGGUCUUCUUGCAUGUUGGCUAUGGGCUCGGGUUGCGGGGCCGGCUACCGGGUCAGAAGUGUCGAAUGCGUCGACACCAUGGGAAGGUCCGUCGAGUCCAGCUUCUGCCUCAUGAGUGACACCCUGGUGCCAUCCAGCAGCGAAGAGUGCCAGGUAUGGUGCCAGGACAACUGUGUGACCUCGUCUUGGUCCCCCUGGGUGCCCUGCCCAGCUCAGUGUAGCCACACCUCUUACAGAAGCCGAGAGCUCUUGGACGGCAGCAGCCACAAAACGCCAGCCUGCAACAACAUCACCCUCCAGGAACACAAGCCCUGCCCCUGCCACAACUUCUACACGAUACCCACGGGUCCCUGGUCCUCCUGCCUGCUGGACGCCGUCGACGAGAAGGGGGACGUGAAUUUGGGGACCGAAGUGAACAACAACAAGGCCCUUUCCGUCACCAACGACGCCGAUAUCUGCGGCGUCGGGAAGAGAUACAGAGCUCUUCUCUGCAAGAGAGACGACGGGGUGUUGGCGCAUUCGAGAUCCUGCGGUCACACGGGAGUGGAGAUGGAGCCGUGUAUGAUCGAGUGUCCUUCGGACUGGCAAGUAGGACCUUGGGGUCCUUGGGCGCCUGCAACACAUCCUUGCGGCUCAGGACUGCAGAGUCGGAAGAGGGAGAUCUUCACUCCGAGCCUGUGAGGGCGCCCCUGUCCGGAAACCAUCCAGUUCCGAGCCUGUUCCGGUUCCUGCAAGGCGUCCUGGAUUCCAGGAGGCUGGACUCAGUGCCAGAUACUACCAGACAUGGAGUGCGGGAAGGGGAUGCAGACCAGGACUGAGGCUUCGAGGGAGAGUUACAUCUUCAACGGAGGUGGGAUCCAAACAAGGUCACGGGCAAUCCUCAAGGAGGGCACGAGGCACGAGCAGGGAGAACUCUUCACGUGCCCAGGGCAGCUGUGGGAAACACGGCCGUGCCUCGCGGGUCCCUGUCUCACGUACAAAUGGCAGGUGUACAACGGAAGCGUCGAGUGCAUUCGUAGCGACGGCACGAUAGUCACAGGAGGGUGUGAAAACGAGCCCAAGCCCUGCGUUCCCGAAUGCAAUGUGGGCGGAUCGGUGUGUUCCUCGAAGGGCGUCUGCGUCUGCAGGGCAGGACUGCGGGCGAGGUACGCGGAGACGCCCAAGUACCGGCUGCGGGCGUGCACGCCCAUCCUAAACCUGACAUCUCUUCCUCAGCCGCUCUCUGAAGCGAAGUAUUUGCCAGAAGACAUCAACUUCUGGAUGUUCGCCAUGAUUGGCGUAGGAAGCGCUUUCUUGGUAUUUGUUGUCAUGUCCAUGUAUUUGCUGUGCCAAAGCCCGAGAGAACCAGAGAUCACUCCUCCUCUGACCAUCAGACGCCAGAAGACGUUACGUCAUCGCCCUGUCUGAAUCUGCUAAAAGAAAAAAAAAGAAAAAAAACAAGAGGAGGGCGUUUGCGUCGUACGCGUUGUUUGUUCGUUCUUUCGUGCGAUUGUUGAUAAUGCAAAACCAGAAGAAAAAGAAGAAGAAGAAGGUGAUAAAGAAGAAGAAG